AGAAUUCGCCGCGCAGCUGCUUCAGGUGCUGGGGCCAAGUGCGGCCGGCCGUGGCGCGGCCACUCGGGCGCUCUGUCCCCGCCUGGCCCUCAAGUUCGGCCGCCCUGGACGCCGCCUGAGGCCCAAACAACCCCUUCAGGCCCGGGUGCCGCCUAAGGCCGGAGCUGCCCUCUCAGACCCGGGGCGCCCCUCAGGCCCCAGCCUGCCCUUCAGCCUGGGCCCACCACCUCAGGGCCCCUCUCGAGGGAAGCAGCCCCCAGUCGUGCCCUCGGGCGGGGCUGCCCGGAAGGUCCGGCCACGCCCGGUCCACCUGUCGAGGGUCCCCGUCGCCCUUUCAGGCGCAGGCCGCGCCCUCCGGCCCGGCGCUUCCCUCCAGCGGGGCUCCAGGCAGCCCCUCAGCCCCAGCCGGACCCUCGGGUCCUCAUCCACCCUCGCAGGCCCAGGCCGUGGCUGCCCCGAAGUCAACUGUGGAGGAUCCUUCCUGGCUUCCUUCAGCUCCAUCCUGCCCUUGGAUCUAGGUCACCCGCUUGGACCCAACUAUCUGAGGCCCGAAUGCCCCGCAGCUCCCGCUGCUCCCUCGCGUUCUGCUGACCCCCCUCCGAGUCAGGACAUCCCCUUUAGACCCCACUUUAGGCCCUUUCAGCCCAACUCCAACUAGCCCCGUCUGCCGCUUCCGCACGCACCAAAAAGGAGACUAACUACCCAGCCCAGUCCAGUCAUGCAGGUGCAGGAUGAUGGAGUCAACCUCAUCCCCUUUGCCAAGUGUUCCAGGGUGGUCAGCCGAUCUCCACCCCCAAGGUUGCCUUCCCAGAGCCUCAGACCCAUGCCCCAGCGUUAUGGAGAUGUCUUCUGGAAGAACCUUAAUCAAAGGCCCAGCCCCACUUGGCUGGAGGAGCAGCACAUUCCACCCACGCUGAGAGCCACUGGUUGCUCCCAGCUUGGUCUGUAUCCUCCUGAGCAGCUCCCACCCCCUGAAAUGCUUUGGAGAAGAAAGAAGAGGAGGCCAUGUUUGGAAGGAAUGCAGCAGCAGGGCCUUGGGGGAGUCCCCGCCCGGGUGAGGGCUGUCACUUACCACCUGGAGGACCUAAGAAGGCGUCAGAGCAUCAUCAACGAACUGAAGAAGGCCCAGUGGGGCAGCUCUGGGGCUGCAUCUGAGCCAGUGGUGCUUGGCGAAGAGGGCUGUGGAUUCCCCAGCACCAAUGAAUACCCUGAUCUGGAAGAGGAGAAAGCAACCUAUCCACAGGAAGAGAACCGUUUUCUCACUCCUGGCAGGGCCCAGCUGCUUUGGUCUCCCUGGAGUCCCCUGGAUCAGGAGGAGGCUUGUGCCUCCAGGCAGCUGCACUCUCUGGCCUCGUUCAGCACUGUCACAGCCAGAAGGAACCCCCUUCACAAUCCCUGGGGGAUGGAGUUGGCAGCGUCUGAAGAGUAAGGAGAAACUACCGAUGCUGAGAGGCUGGUGGUGCCCCAGGGACCCAAGACUAGUUCCGUCACUAGAGUCACCCUCAUUGCUGACAUGAAGGCGUUUCCCCUUCCUUCGUCUCUCCAACUGCCUUUCCCAUCCUCUGAACUAGGCAUUAACAGCCCCCCUGGGCUCCCAUCUCAACCCACCGCUCUCACAGGAGCACCCCAAGUCCUGUUUUCCUCCAGGCCCCGCUCCUGGCCUUGUAUUCUCUCUGCUCUGUUAUUAAAAAGCAAGCAAGUGGA
This is a messenger RNA of Pan troglodytes (chimpanzee), 1704 nucleotides long. RefSeq names its product inhibitor of CDK, cyclin A1 interacting protein 1 (gene INCA1). The transcript is spliced from 7 exons. Gene Ontology annotation, molecular function: cyclin-dependent protein serine/threonine kinase inhibitor activity; cyclin binding. The coding region runs from base 719 to 1429 and encodes 236 amino acids. The record is from RefSeq and is a predicted model, not a curated record. Gene Ontology annotation, biological process: negative regulation of cyclin-dependent protein serine/threonine kinase activity; negative regulation of cell population proliferation. Gene Ontology annotation, cellular component: cytoplasm. NCBI's taxonomy places the organism in Eukaryota, Metazoa, Chordata, Mammalia, Primates, Hominidae.